AUGGGCCUCUCAGAAUUUUGGCAGUACUUCCAACGGGAAACUGAGUUCCAUGCCCUCGAAACUGACAGUCAUUAUGGCAAUGAGGAAGAUGUUGAGUCAGAGGAACUGUUAACAAAGGGGAGGCUUGCACGAAAGUCGGCUCUUCCAAGAGCCUGGAUCUGCUUGACGAUUGCGAACGUGAUCAUACUGAGCAUUACCAUCUUCCUUGUCUUCACUGCUACGAGGAGCCUCCCGAGCAACGAGAAGAAUGCCGUUCUCAGGCCAAUUUCAUGGUGGUCACCGAUCCUCGAUGACAUAGAGAUUCCACGAUAUACUACAACGCUGAACGGGACGCUUUUUGCGUUACCAGAGGUAUCGGUUGCUCGUGAAGAGCCCAGUGCUGAUAACGACGUAGCUUGGGCACAAUAUGAAAAAGUCUUGACACAUGUUGUCACUCGGGAGCAGAUCAUUAAGCUGGGCAAAGACCCCAGGACAGUUGCUCGCUUCAAUGAUGAAUACUGGGGCAUGGGAGAUGAUGCGUACAUGGUCCAGCUCGAUGUGAUGCAUCAAAUCCAUUGCCUGAACCUUCUACGCAAAGCUGCUUUUGAGGACUACCCUGGCUAUGAGCCCGAGUUAGACGUGAAAGACAAGAUGUGGUGGAUUCAUCUUGGCCAUUGCACCGAUAUUUUACUUCAAAAUCUCCAAUGCAAUGCCAAUACUGAGGUCUUGACACUGGACUGGGUAGAAGACCGUCAGGCUCCGUGGCCAGACUUCAGUGUGAAUCGAAAAUGUCGCGACUUUAGUGCGCUGGUAGACUGGCAACGUGAAAAUGCCGUUGACCCAGACAAAUUCGAUGCAAUGCCUGUUCCUACAGAUGCUUUUGUGUGGCCGGCGCCUUGGAAGAAACAGGACUACGAACUUGGUAUCAAAUUAGGCGAACAUCAUGAGCAGGAAGGGGAGGGGCUUGAUGAUCCACAUAUGCAUCAUAACCAUCGGCGUGAGGGAAAUUGA
This is a messenger RNA of Penicillium subrubescens, 990 nucleotides long. RefSeq names its product oxidase ustYa family protein. Lineage: Eukaryota; Fungi; Ascomycota; Eurotiomycetes; Eurotiales; Aspergillaceae. The coding region runs from base 1 to 990 and encodes 329 amino acids. Gene Ontology annotation, biological process: mycotoxin biosynthetic process. The transcript is spliced from 3 exons. The record is from RefSeq and is a predicted model, not a curated record.